Molecule: messenger RNA, 755 nt
Organism: Cuscuta campestris
Lineage: Eukaryota; Viridiplantae; Streptophyta; Magnoliopsida; Solanales; Convolvulaceae
Source: the annotation of a GenBank genome assembly
ACGUCACACUCCCAUUUGCUGCUCACGCACUACACCAUGGGCAAUUGACAACCCCCUCCCCCCACGCACUACCAUGGGAACACUCUUAUUUUGUAGCACAUGGGUAUUUACAAAAAAUUAACAAUUUCCUACAAUUAACACGUGUGUGGGUCGACAACGAUGAGAGCGACAAGAGAACCUCUAGAUCUGAAAUUCAAACAAUUCAACGGCGACCUCCUCCGAAUGGGGGGCGGUGACUACUGCGGCGGCGAUGACCCUUCUCUUAGACGGCGGAGACUUGAGCGACAAUGGCAGGUUCAUGGGCGAUGGCACUGGCUCACGAUGUGGAUAGAAGACAGAACAAUACCAUCGUCUAGGUUAUCAGAAAAUAGCAAAUUAGCAAGCUGAUGUAGCAAUGGAGGAGGAACGGGAAGGGCAACCAUUUGCCUAUAUCAAAGGCUAUUUUCAAGGAUAGAUAGAGCAACUUACUCAUUUGAUAAAGAACUUCAACAUGAAGGCAGAGAUUGGCAGAGAGUUGCAGCGCGAUUUGAUUUGAAGCAGGCUGCAGGCCACUAGGCAGAAUUUGGAGUCCAAGUCUUAUUUUUUGCAUUUGAAAAUUCAAAGAGAACUGCAUCAACCUAAAGUGAUUGAGAAAUUUCUCAGUUUGGGUUUUUUAUUUCUUGUAAUCGAAAUGGGGAUUAGUGUAUUUUGAGUCAGGGCAGUACACAACCUGCAAAUGUACCAAUUUACUCUAUUAAUAAAAGAACAAUUCUUUA